Messenger RNA from Onychostoma macrolepis, 4060 nucleotides. It is a transcript of the gene fignl1, whose product is annotated as fidgetin-like 1. Bases 74 to 2113 code for a protein of 679 amino acids. The transcript has 2 exons. Gene Ontology annotation, molecular function: microtubule severing ATPase activity; ATP binding; ATP hydrolysis activity. Lineage: Eukaryota; Metazoa; Chordata; Actinopteri; Cypriniformes; Cyprinidae. The record is from RefSeq and is a predicted model, not a curated record.
UGUGUUUCGCCAGGCGAUGGCGCGCGUGAUCUUAGUAUGCAGCGACCGGAAGCUGCGUGGAUCGGCGUAGAUCAUGCAGGAGGCGCGAGGCUGGAGCAGGCCAGGCAUGAGCAGAGCACACCUGGACGAGUGGCAGAGGAGGUCCUUUGACAUUUCGUCUGGCUCCUGUACACCUGAACAGACGGCCGAUGCUUACCGGGCACACGUCCUGUCCAUUCAGUAUGCAUGGGCGAGUGCUGAGCUCUCUCCAGCCGGAGCUGCCAGCCUGCUCAGGACCUACUCGGAGCGGUACGCUGCAGUCCUGGACUCAGACGACCCACGCACAGGGCUAAACAACUAUGCAGAGAGUGCCCUGCACCUGGCCCGCAAUCAAAAGAACCAUAGCGACAAAUGGGAGUCAUCCCUAACGUUCGAAAAUGUGUUCAACCUGCCGUGCGUGCAACGGAUGAUGCAGGCCAGGUCAAAAGAAGUCAGUCUCCUGGUAGAUCCAGCAGAUGUUAACAUCACUGUUGGUGGUGAAGUCAGCAGGGGAGAUGAGAAAGGCAGCGCUGUCUCUGGUCCUCCUCCUGGAUUAAAACGAGAGCCUCUGGCUCAUGGGCCCACUACACCUCCACCUACAGCUGAGUUGGGAAGGGGGGUCAGUAACCCACUUAGCGGUGCUGUAGAGUGGGCCAGAGGACUUGAAGGAGCCUCUCCUCGUAUGUCCCUGGCACAAAAUGCUCCAAAAGCUCCAACAGGAUCUGCGCCUAUGCUUGGCCAUAACAUUUUCAGUUCCACAGGCAGCGCUAGUGCGUCUCAGUCUAGUGUGAGUUGCACAAGUGGAUCCAAUGUGCAUAAUCAGCCAGUGUUCUUCUCCUCCACAAACCCCUCCAAGAGGAAGAACUUCUAUAGCUCAGGAACUGAAAGCAACAGAAGCGCAUUCCCAUCACAAGGCGAGCAGGAACCGCGUGGGAGGGGACGGAGAAGAGAGGAAGGUGUCAGCACUAAUUUUAGAACAGCACGAGAGCAGUUCAUCGUUGACCAGCAAAAAAAGCAUUCCCAUCAGGGUCAGCGAGGCUCCGCGGCCAACGUCGCUGCAAUCACCAAGAGAUGCCUUGGGGCGAAUCGGCCUCGUGGGGCGUCCUCCAAAUUUGUCUCUCCCAUGCCAAGGCAAGAGGAAGAGGGCAACUCGAAGGAAAACGCACCACAAGACAUGCAACCUGUUGAUGAGCGACUAAAGAACUUUGAGCCCAAAAUCAUUGAACUUAUCAUGAGUGAGAUCAUGGACCAUGGCCCCCCGGUAGCUUGGGAUGAUAUUGCCGGCCUGGAGUUUGCCAAAGCCACAAUCAAAGAGAUCGUAGUGUGGCCCAUGUUAAGACCUGAUAUAUUUACUGGCCUUAGAGGUCCACCUAAAGGCAUUCUUCUCUUUGGUCCUCCAGGCACUGGUAAAACCCUCAUAGGGAAGUGCAUAGCGUGUCAGUCAGGAGCCACUUUUUUCAGCAUCAGCGCUUCGUCACUCACUUCAAAGUGGGUUGGAGAGGGCGAGAAGAUGGUACGGGCGCUCUUUGCCAUCGCUCGGUGUCACCAACCUGCCGUUAUCUUUAUAGAUGAGAUCGAUUCCCUUCUUUCUCAGCGCACAGAUGGAGAGCACGACUCUUCCCGUCGGAUCAAAACUGAAUUUCUUGUCCAGCUGGAUGGAGCCGCCACCUCAGCAGAAGAUCGCAUCCUGGUGGUUGGUGCCACUAACCGGCCACAAGAGAUUGACGAAGCAGCUCGCCGCCGCCUGGCCAAGCGACUCUACAUCCCUCUCCCAGAGGCUGAGGCUCGCCGGCAGAUAGUGGCUAACCUCAUGUCUCGUGAGAAAAGCCAGCUGGGAGCAGAUGAGAUGGAGAAAGUGGUGCAGGGCACAGAGGGCUUUUCAGGGGCAGAUAUGACACAGCUGUGUUGCGAAGCAGCCCUAGGCCCCAUCCGAAGCAUUCAUCUAAGUGACAUUGCUACCAUCUCAGCAGAACAGGUUCGUCCCAUACUCUACAGUGACUUCCAGGAGGCUCUCAAAACAGUGCGGCCCAGUGUCUCUUCUAAAGAUCUGGAGUUAUAUGAAGAGUGGAACAAGACAUUUGGCUGCGGUCGCUGAACACAUGAGUUCUGAUUAUAUUAAUUGAAUUUUAUGUUAGUGUGACUAUAAUGUUGGGUUCAUUUUUUGAAAUAAAUUGUCAAUUUGUCUUUUUUCAUCUUUUUCAUGAACAGUCUUCUCAGAGAGCUGUGAAACAAAGGCAGACGAUCUCUGUUUUUUUUUGUGAUGGCAGUUUCAUAUGAAGGUAUUCAUGCAGUCACGAUUGAUUGACUCAAAACAGCACUCAAGAUUUUGUAAAACUGAACUUGUUACUCUAUGCCUUCCCUCAAAAUUAGCAUACCACAGUUGUGUCUUCCUGAAAACAGUUGCAUCACAGAGUGGAGCUGCAACUCUUUUCCUUGUAAUAUAGAGGAAAUGUGCCAAGUUUGCACUAAAAAGGAACAUGGGGUCUUGAGUUUGUUGUUUCCUUCUGAAUGCUCUUAUCCAAAAGGGAACUGUCAGCUAGUACAAUGUUCUGCCCGCCCUACCUUCUGUGUGUGCAGAAUGAAUUCAACGGCUUUCCAUGUUUACCUGCUCUCGCUCCUGUAUAGACAGCACUAGACACCUUAGGGCCAACUCUCCCAUUAUGUUGUGCCUUGGUGAAUGGAUUUGGAGGGGAAGUUGGGCAACACUGCAGGCAUUCUGGUCUCAUGAUAAGAGUUACCCACAGAUCAACUCUUGCAGUGCUCUUCCUGUUGUUAAGCCAGUGUGGUCUCGGACCACAUCUGGUAAACCAGAGGAAUGGUUUUGUGCCUUGGAAGGGGUUUUAAAGAUGGACUCUUCAUCCUCCUCCUAGGGGACAGUUUGGUUGGGUUAGUUUUUUCAGUUACACAUUGUGCCUGUGGAGAAAUGGCUGUAUCUGUAUCUAGUCUUUUUUUUUUUUUUUUUUUCAAAACAGGAGAAUCUAUUUUUGUGUUGUUUUCUUAAACUGUUGUUUUCUGGUGAACUCAAAGCUGGUGGGAAACCAGUUGCUAUUUUCAUAAAUUCUUAGAGAGACCCAUUGAUGAUGACACCAGCCAUAAACCUCACGAAAAAAAUUAUGAGUUAUAGAAGCAGAUAACAACUGUGGCUUGAUGCGUUUACUGUUGAUGGAUGGAGAGGAGCUCUAAAUGAGUGGCCGCAGAUGGCAUGAGGAAUAAAAGUUGCUGGUCCAGUGAUGAGGAAACUCACCCGGGCCAAAUCACAAAGUAAUGAAUGAAUGAAUUUGAACAUGAAUGGUUUUGGUCAGGUUACAAAAUACGAUGCAGUUUUGAAUUCAUUUGUUUGGAUUUUUAGUUGUAUUUUCAGUAGGCUUUUGAAUUCUGUCACUUUAUUUGGAUGAGACUGGCUUCCCUGAAAUUUCUUUCUGUUUGUUGUUUGUAUGCCUAUGCAUUAGCAUAACAUCUUGAUCGUCAAAGUACAGCUGAUUUGUGUUGGAGUGAAACGCAAGGUCUGUGUUACGUGAAACCUGAUGACUGCAGUCUGGGAAAAUUGAAAGAGAGAUGGCUGAUUGAUUUGGUUGCUUCUUGCAACUGCAAAACCGUUCUUACAGGAAGUCAGGCUGAACUGUUAAUACACCUCAGAAGGCAAGUGGGAUUUAACAGUCUAAUUCAAUUCUAAACUCUGACUCUUGGGUUGUCUUCAUCUGCAUCCCAUUAUAGAUUGUGCUCACAUGAAAUGAAUCAGUCAUGUAAUUUUCAUGAAACAAUCUUAGAAAAACUGGAAGCCCAUGAAAAAAGGGUGUCAUUUAUUUUUCAUCUUUUUGUCAAGCGGCUUAAUGAAUAUUUUAGGGUUGUGCGGUUGGCCGGAGUGUUGAAACUUUGUAAAAUUAGCCAGCAGUGCAAGUAGUAAGUCUAUCCCUGAGGAGCGGUGGAAGGCUGUCAGAACAGCAGGGGUAGCCCGCAGCUGGACUAUAGGAGGACAGACACACAGGAUUCCUCCACAGCCUUUCUCAACACUAGAUCUACAGCUAAUAUUAAUAUAUAUAAU